UGCAAAUGGAUCCCUCCGCGGGAUUACCAAUGGCUCACUCAGUUUCGCCGGUGUCGGAGGCAACGGAUCUGGCGGCCGUGAUUCGGAUGAACUGGGACGUGGAGUUCGCUCGAUUCUUCAAUUUCCCGAUCUCCAUCCCUCCGUCUGACCUCCGACCCCUCCCGAAGUCGAGGAUCCGCUCGAUUAAGGGAACCUGGAUCCCCGCUUCUUCCCCAGCAAUCCUCCUUGUCCACAAGACAAACCACGAGUCAGCAUACAUCCUUUCCGUCACCGUCCCCGCAUUGGCAUCCACUGUUGAAGAACACUAUGUUCCAAACCUCAUUUUCUCAUGGCCACAACUGCCAUGCAUUUCUCAAUUUUCAGUUGGAGGUAGCAGAGUGAUCUUUGCAAGCCACAUGGAUUCAUCCAAUCAGGUUCAAAAGUUUGCUUUGCGGUUCUCAUCAUGUUCUGAUGCAGAAGCAUUCAUUAAUUUUGUGAAGUGUUUCUUCCUGAUUUGCAAAGAUAUGCCCAGAUUUUGUGAAUGGCGCUUCUAUUUUUCCUUGUUUACAGCAUAG
Messenger RNA from Zingiber officinale, 554 nucleotides. RefSeq names its product protein POOR HOMOLOGOUS SYNAPSIS 1-like. The transcript is spliced from 4 exons. Lineage: Eukaryota; Viridiplantae; Streptophyta; Magnoliopsida; Zingiberales; Zingiberaceae. Bases 6 to 554 code for a protein of 182 amino acids. The record is from RefSeq and is a predicted model, not a curated record.